AUGUCUUCUCAGCAAUCCCCGCCUCCUCAUCAAGGUCCACCGUCGAACCGAAACCAACCUCCUUCGGCUUCCCGGUCGAUAUCACCUCACAAGAGGCCAAGAACACCCGACUUUUCAAGGGAGCCGCCUAAGGGGCCACGUGCUUAUCUUACACAUCAGGGAGGCCCGCCGGCUGGCGGCGCCGGGAACAAUAGCUAUGGGGCAAGGGCACCUCCUGGCCCUCGAGGGCGGUCUCCUCCUCCUCUGGGACCGAGGUCUAGGACAACCGUGGGACCUCUGAGCGCAGGUAGUGGAAUGAGCCCAGUGAAUGACAGCUAUAAUGCUUUCCGGGAACGUCCACCACGCGAAUAUGAUGAUUAUACUCGUAAUCGUACAAUUCCACCGCGAAUGAGGGAAGGGCCUCCGGGGGUUGGUAUAGAACGACGACAAUCGAUUGGCGGGCCUAUGGGUGGGCCGUAUCCUCGUAGAACAUCGCCUCCUCGGAGAUCAAGAAGCCCUCCGGAGAGAAGAGGAUGGAACGAUCGGAUUGAGAGGUAUUCCCGGGAGGAUUUUCGUGAUAACAGGGACAACCGAGAAGAUUAUUUCGCUAGGACUGCGAGGGAGGACCGUCAUUUUCAGCGAGAGGGUCAUCCACGUGAUACAAGGGAGCGCGAUUACUCUUAUUCCUCGUCAUAUCGACCGGAGCCACGGGAACAAUAUACUAAUAAUACCCGAGAGUUCCAUCAUCGCCAAAGCGUUAGCAGCCAAGGCCUGCCAAUCGUAUCACCAGUUGACGAUCCGAAUAAACUCGCUAGGGAGCAACGGGAGCGAGAGGCUGCCGAGUAUAAGAAACGUCGGACAGCUGGUCCUCGACCAAAUGACCCUCCUGAGAGAAAACGUUCCACUCACACUAGGUCGCCCUCGCCGUCCGGUCAACAUCAGACGACCCAUUCACCUCCACAUACUGUUUCUUCUCGCUAUACCUCAAAUCCAUCCCCUUCGACUAAUUCGCCUCCACCACUUUCAGAUCGUAAUAAUGAGAGAACCUUAUCUGAUACACCUUUCAAGUCCGACAAUAAUCAACCCAUUCAAAGUGCAACGCCACAAACGCCUCACCCACCGCACACACCGAGCACGUUUCAGCGGAAUUUAACUCGACCAACACCCUCCGUUCCAAUCCUCUCUGCUCCUGCACCUCCAAGUGUUCCAUCAUUUAGAGAUAUCCCGCUAGGUCCCCGUGCUUUAUCCAACAGCUCGCUUAGAACGAUACCAACAGGUCCGAGGAUACCUCCAACAGGUCCUAGGUGGGAUAAGGACAAGAAAGACGGCGACAAAGACGACUCUGGGACUUUGAUUAAGGAAGAGCCGCACGAGAAAACGAUAGAUGACAAACCACCUAUUGAUGAACCUAGUCCGGUCGAGGAGGGUGAGGUGGUGAAUAGUGGCGACGAGAGAUCGUUCGAAGGAGACCACCGAGAGACCGAAAUGGAAAAUACGAACGAUUUCCGGAAAGAAUCGUCUUCCUUGGAAUAUAGGUUUGACCGGGUUUCAGGGGUUCCUGCGCUUCAUAACGUCGCAGAUGCUGCAGAAACCAAGAAGGAUGUUCCAAAAGAAACAUUUGUCAAAGAGGCGCCACCAGUGAAAGAACCAACUGAACCUAAAACUGUGCCGCAGGACAAGCGGCCUUCCACAGCUUCCGACAAUGCCAUGCGUGAUCAACCUUCACUAUCCGCCUCACCGACUGCGAAGAUUCCUCCAACUAUCCUAUCGCCCUCUACAGAAUCUGCGAAGUCUGUCCCCGUUCAGCCUGCUCAUUUUGCUCCGACAUCGCCCUCUCAACCAUCCCAAAUAUUACCCCCCUCGGUUCCUACAGGCCCUCGAGCACAGUUUAACAACCAAUCUGGUCGCGGUGGUGGAGGUCCGUUCUGGGGUCCUCGUAGAGGUAACAUGAUGGCCCCAGGGUCAUUUGGCAGAGGAGCUGGACCGGCACCUUACUCUAUUAAGCGUGAAGAAGAGGAGCGACGCCCAGGCCUCUGGAAUUCGGGUCGUGGGGCCAUGGCUGGUGGGCCAUCGAGCCGAAAUUUUGCACCAUCCGGGCCAGCAGGACAUUUUGGUCGGCCAGGCCAAGCUUUCACCUCUCCAAAGUUGACUAAUGCAGAGCUAAGAGCUGGGAGAGCCCCUAGUGUUGAUAGCGUUGGGAAUCAGAACUCUGAAAAGGGACAGGAAAGCGCUGGAGUAUCGGCCAUUGAAGGGCCUACAAGGCUUGUGGAAUCCCAGGACAUCGUGAUGGAAGAUGCACCCCAAUCUGAACCAGUAUCGACGCCACUUCCGGAACCAAGUGUCAAACAAGAGAGCCCUGUCGAGGCCAAGCCGUCAAAUGACGAUGUCAAGGCUGAAACUCUGAACGAGGACGACGAUGCACUCACCUCGUCUGAUGUUACGAAGAGAAUCGAGGAAAUUGAUCAGCGUAUAGGGGCAAUUGAAUCUCAACUCAAUGUACUCGACACACGAAAGCAGAGCAAACAGGUUGAAUUAGAACAAAUGGACAUUCGAGAAGCUGAAACGGUGGUAAGGACUGUUCGAGAGCAAGAUAUCGAGACGGAGGCGCCCAAAGCAAACACAGAAAAUGAUGCUUCGACUCAGGAUAUCCCUAAGCAGGAUAGUUUGUCUCCUUCUCUGGCCGCAGAAUUCGCCGCUCAGUCGAUGGAAGAUAAGCCAAGGCUACCAGGACCGAUGGAUAGUUCACCGGAACCGGAGCAGCCGUCAACUCCAAAGAUGUUGCAUGACCUCUCCCCAAUCGUUAAGGAAGAUGAAGAUGCGAUGGUCACGGACGUUAAGGAGGAAUCGAGCGCUUCGGCCAAAGAAACUUUCGAUACAUCAUCGCUACCCUAUUUCAUCCCGGGCCGGCAACGGGAACCCGUCGAAUAUGAAUUCUGGAAUGCUAAUAUAAGCCAACAUUCAAAGGUCGAGGAUAUUCUUGCCAAGCACAUUUUGGAAAGGAAGGCAAAUAUUGAGGAGAAGACAAUGAAAUUGAGGCAGGAGUAUCGGGACCAUUUGCCCGGUUGGAAGCAGGAUUGUGAAAAGCUGGAUUCCGAGGAGAAGCGAAACAAGAAAUCAGACUCCGAACCUAUUGACACAGUACCCGCAGAAGCCGUGCCGCCGGCGGUAAAUUUGGAGGUAUCGGGAACUGCAAGUCUCGGUCGUAGAAGUGGACGUGGCGUCAGUAGUGAUUUUGUUAGCUCUGAAUAUGAAAUCGAAAGGAUAAUGAAGUUGUCUGAGAAAGAGGAAGCCGAGAAAGCCGAAGCUGAAGCAAAGGAGAAAUAUGAUGACUCCCGCGAGGCUGUGGUUCCAGAUAUGAUCCUCGAUCCCGACGAGAAAGCUAGACUCCUCUACGUCGACACGAACAACAUCGUAACUGACAAAUCGGCUGUCAAGGGUAUCUUCAAAUUCGAACGCCCGGCUGACAACUGGACGGAAGAAGAGCAGAAAAUCUUUAAAGAGAGGUUCGCACAGUUUCCGAAACAGUGGGGUAAAAUCGCUCUCGGUAUUGAAGGCCGCGAUUACAAGGCUUGCAUUCUCCAUUACUAUCAGACCAAGCAGCAGACAGCUUAUAAGGAACUCGUCAGGCCAGCGAAGACGACCAGACGUCGUAAGCCGGGCCGCACUAUCGCUAUCACCAACGCUCGUACAACGAGAGCCAGAGCAUCUGCAGCUACUACGCUGUCCGAGGCGAGGCGUGGUACCCCAUUAGAGGACGAAGAUGUGGAUUCUGAGGAUGUACCGACACAGGGUAGACCGCGGAGAGCUGCUGCUCCUGUGUUUGGAGACAAUGAUGAUAACUUGACCCCUGGUCCGAGCGGGAAACGUCAGGCAGGUGGAAAGCCGUCAAUUAACGUUGAAGAUGUUUCUACGCCGACCCCCGCCGAGAAGCCUACCGGGAAACGCCGGGGGGGUCAGAAAGCGGAAAAGGAGAAAAAGGAGAAGAGCGCGUCUCGAGGAAGGACACCAAAUGCAACACCUGCCAAUGAAAAGGCUGAAAAAACGAUCAAAAAUAAGGGAGAUCUGCUUCAGAUGCCGCAGGAACUGACCGCUGCUGGUGCCCUGGCCAACAUGAGCGCUGCCGCUCCCGGCACUCUCACGGGGCUUUCUAAUGUUCGCGGGUUUAAUCAGGAGUUAAUUCAACCAGCUCCUCCAUUGAAACAAGAACCUGGAACGAAGUUAGAAGACGACAUUGGCCGACUCCAACAACCAUUUGUUACACAACCCUAUCUUGAUCCUCAUAACCGAAUGGCGAUACCGGCAUCGGGCAUUCCUCAACCGGAAAUCGUGCCUUCACGGCCUCUUGCUCCCGGAAGAAGACCUGGAGCUCCUGGGGGUCGCGGAAGAAAAGCGGCCCAGGUCGAUGAAGAUGGGGUUCUAAUCGCGCCUGUAACUUCGAGUUACUGGUCUGUCCCUGAAACACAGGAUUUCCCGCAGUUGCUAGCCUCUUUUGGUACCAAUUUUGAGGCAAUUGCGGAGCACCUGGGCACCAAGACCACUACCAUGGUGAGAAAUAAUUACCAGAGGGGUUGUGAGCAGGGUAAGGACUACCAGAGGAUUGCUGAAGAGGCAAAUCGUAAGAUCGCCACGGGAGAAGCUGUUCCUGCCCCUCCCCCUCCAAUCCUUCCUUCUUCUAAGAGGAGAUAUGACAAUUCGAACUCGCAAGCCAAUCGCGCCGCACAAGCCCAAGCUGUUGAUUCAGAUACCGAAAUGAUCGACCCAAGCGCCAGGAAGCAACCUCAAAGGCUCCCGCCACAGGGUACUAUCUUUACGCCGAAUAGGACAGUCGCAGUAGGGCCAGAAGCUAGGAUCCCUGCUCAGAUACAGUCAAAACCCGGGCCUAAACCCGGGACCUUCAAAGAAACUCGCCCCUCCCCACGGCCACCUGUCCCAUUCGUUCAGAGCGGUACCGGUAUUGAGGAUUAUAGACCGGUCAUCCCACCACGAGGCCCGAUAGAGCCCUCUGGGAAAACGCCUGCCCAAGCAAUACAGAUUACUGACAUGGAUGAUGUGCCAUCUCGGCAGUUUCCCGGCUCCCAAGCUAGUCAUCAAAGAACAAUUGAUCUUGAAUAUGAAAGAAGGCAACGACAGGGAAUUCAGGAUCCUCGGGUUAUGUUACAGCAGCAGCAAGAACACUUGGCGCGUCAGGAGCAAGCCGCUCAGUCUAAUAAGAUAGCACAGCAACAACCUGCCCGGCAGCCUCAAGCAGUUCAAGCUCUUCAUACCCAAGCCCAUCCAACCCAGAUCUCUAUCCAAGAACAGCCAGGCGCCCCAAGAUUCGACCCUCGGGACCCUCGAAACGAUCCUCGAGAUUCUCGCCCCCAAGAUCAGUACAGAACCCAACCCGCUCAUCUCCAAGAUCUCGUGAAACAGGAGCCGAGAGAGAAGCGAAUCAGUGGUGAAAAGCUUGUUCCUAUGCCUGGCCUUGAGCGACACCCAGUCCAGCAUGCAUUCCAAGAAGAGAAACGGCCAAGAUCUCCCCCGAUCCAGCGACAUCAUUCACCCCAGGUCUCGACCCAGGCUGCACCGCGGGCUGCGCCUGAUACAAUGUCUAAAAUGGUUUUGGGGCCGACUUAUAAGGAUGAGCGAUCACCCCCAAGGAUGCCUAUUGAACAAGUACAAGGCCAGCCACAUGUCAUGCAUGUGCAACAACAGACCCAGCAAACAACCCACCGGAGACACGAUUCUGGAAAUCACAGUACUCCACCAGCGAUCCCUUCACAAGGCCAACAGCAGCACCUUCGAACAGCUUCUUCAUCUAGGCCGCCAUACCCCCCAGCCCAACAAACCCCACCUAGCGCUCCAGCACCACCCCAGCAGCCGCAGCAAUCACAGCAACCACCCCCGGCAGCUGCUCCGCCAACCGCUCCAUCCAAGUCUGUGUUCAGUCUCGCUUCGAUCCUUAACGGGCCAGAAGAACCAUCGCGUCCCCCAGCCAGAUCCACAAACGAGACUUGGUUUGGAACCAGUGCUUCAUCCUCGUCGUACCCAGCUCGAGACCCCCCGGCCCCUCAACGGCCUCAGCCGGAGCCCGUUUCUCACUAUAACUCACCCAGCCUUUCAGCAGCUGUCCCUCACUUUGGUAGACACUCGCCAACCCCAUCUGAACCCCUCUUUCACUCACAGAGGGCCCCAUCUUCAGUCCCUCUUUCACAGGGCCCGGUAUCUGGUACCAUGUUUCAGAAAACCUACCCACCGGCUCAAACGCGCACACCUCCACCCCGAUCGACUUCGCAUCCGAAUUAUCCACCUCAACAACCUCCACCUCAUUCUCAAGUCCCCCCUGGCCCACCUGUUUCCUCGUAUCACGAUCACCCUUCCCGGCACCACGCUCCACCACAACGGGACCCUGGAGUAGAUCCUAGGGAUCGUGAUCCGCGCGAUCACUUUAGUCAAUACCCUUCUUCUCGUCAACAUCAGUUCUCACCACCGAACUAUCAAAGUGCCUAUCCUCCCCCUCCUUCGUCACAGGCACCGCCCCCGAUUCAUCGGGAACCGAUUGAGAGAAUCCACCCAGAUAGGACAAUGCAUCAACAACAUCCACAUCAUAUUCAAACACAACAACCUGGUGGCUACCCACCUCCGCCUCAGCAGUACCAUCCUAGUCGGCCUGGCGAACAAGGCCCGCCACCGUCAUUGAUGCAACCUAGUGGAUUCUACGAAUACUCCGCCCGACCGAGGCAGAUGGAUAGCCAUGAGAGAGGAAACCGCUAA
This is a messenger RNA of Orbilia oligospora ATCC 24927, 6732 nucleotides long. RefSeq lists its product as uncharacterized. The record is from RefSeq and is a predicted model, not a curated record. Bases 1 to 6732 code for a protein of 2243 amino acids. NCBI's taxonomy places the organism in Eukaryota, Fungi, Ascomycota, Orbiliomycetes, Orbiliales, Orbiliaceae. Gene Ontology annotation, cellular component: Set3 complex. The transcript is spliced from 4 exons. Gene Ontology annotation, biological process: regulation of transcription by RNA polymerase II.